Molecule: messenger RNA, 4126 nt
Organism: Phyllotreta striolata
Lineage: Eukaryota; Metazoa; Arthropoda; Insecta; Coleoptera; Chrysomelidae
Source: the annotation of a GenBank genome assembly
GCGAGGCUGAUAAUGUAGGUCGCGGUGGUGCGGCUGGCGCGCUAACAUCGCGCUCAUCUUCGACGAGCACUUUUGGAACUCCGGGAGCGACCUGACGGGUUAUUUUCGAAGGCUUCGCUGGAUAUCGCCCCGACGAUUCUCUUCUCUUUAGUUACGCGGUGUUUGUUGUACGCGAAUGUUGUAUUUAAUCGUAAGUGCGUAGGUGUCGGGAGUGCUACGAGCUGGAAUUCUUUUUUAAACGUGUUGGUUGGUGUUGCUCUCUAAACAUUCCUUCUUUCUAUUUGAGAGUGGUUACGGUUACGGAGGAGUGGUUUAGUGUCGGGUUAUUUUUUUUUAUUAUUGUUAUUUUAGGUGGAAUGUAGUCAAUUUUAAUAACGCUGGAGGAUUAUUGCUGAACAGCUGCUGUUUAAAUGGUGGAAUGGCACGUGCUGGCAUGGCAUUAAGAAGAGGAGCGAAUCAGGGGAAUGCAGACAGCAGCGGCGACGACGUCCAACGUUCAAUCGAAUUGUUAGACCAAGUGCUCUCCGAAUUCGAUGAUGUGGAAAACGCGAAUCAGGUUCAAAACAUCACGACAUCGACAUCGACGCCUCAUCAACGCCGCCGCGCCGCCGCCACGCCGCCCCGCGGCCGCUCGACGACCGCCACCCCCGACGACGAGAGCCCCUCGCUGGGCGGCCAUCAAUCCGAGGACGACGGCUACAUGAGCAUGAACGGGCGCAAGGCCAAGUUCAAUCUGUCGUUCAAGCCGCUGGCCGAGCACCGCGAAUCGCCGCCCCCGCCGGCCGCCCUCUCGCCGCACCAGCUCCGGUCCCCGACGACGCCCCUUCGGCCCGGCGAUCCCGACGAUUUCCCGCCGCCGCCCGAGGAGGCGCGCCGGUUGAUCGCCACCUUGUUGCCCAAAGUAUCGCCGACUCACCGUCCGACGAAGCCCCACAACGGCGGCGGAGGCGGCGCCGGCAGGAACCACCACCGUUCGUUCCCGCUCACCCAGCUCCCCCUGCGAAUGGAGACCAUCCCGCCGCCGCAGAGGUUCCAAAACGAUCACAACGCCGCCCCCAUUAUCAUCAACGGUCUACCGCCAGACCCGAUUCACACUGCCACCCAAACGACUUUGCCGAAAACGAAGCAUCAACGUCCAUUCGGUUGGGAACACAACGAUUUCACUUUGAACCCUCCACCGCCCCCGCCCGGAUACCGAUUCGGCAGUCUACCCUACCAGCACGGAGUCUACCCGAUCACAUCGCCUACUAGAAUGCCCCCUAGAACUGUGCCUACAGUCGUAGAAAGACACCGAGAAGUCAAACGACAUGGUAGUGAAGACAAUCUAUCGAGCGAUUUGGACGAGACUUCGGCUCUUCGACCGCUCAGCGAACUGGCGGACGACGAGCACUUCUCGGACGAUUCGCUGGAGGAAAUGCCGCCGCCGCCGCCGCCGCCUCCGGUUUGCGACAAACGGGCCAGCAUCGCCUGGGAGGUGCCCCUCGACGACGACGCCCUCCUCACGCCGGGCAGCACCAAAGUGAUAGGCAGGCGAAGGCGGAAAUCGGGUUCCUGCUCGAGCACCAGUUCGAUACCCAACCGGUUGAAAGAACUGGAAGACUGGCCGGACCCGCCGCCUUGCACCACCGAAGACGAGGUCACCUCGCCCUUUUCCGACUCCGACGAGCACGUCGUCCUGCCUCCCGAGCUCGGCAGCGCCAACGUAUCAGGCAGCAGCACUUUCGUCAUCAGAAAAGUCAAAGACCGCAAGUCCCUGCAAGCCUCGUUGACCUCCAACUCCUCGUUGAACUCCCGCCUGAGCUCGGAGCUGAGCCUGCCGACGAGCCGGUUCAGCGGCGAGCUGAGCCAUCUGCACACGCCGAAUUCCCGGUACAGCGUCGAUUUGGGCGCGCCGCAUUCCCGCCUCAGCCAGGAGUUCAACUCGCCCAAGUCCCGGCUGAGCUUGGACCUGAACAACACCAGAUUGCUGAGCCACGAGCCGGGCUCGUCGCCGUCGGGGCGCAGCGCGUCGAGCAGCCGGUCCAGCACGCCCGGCCGGUACGAUGGCGAGACGAGGAAGCACAGCACCACGUUCGAUAACAUCAAAUCGUUGGUUAGAGACGGGGUGGUGCACAAUUUGGUGUCGCCCACGAUGGAAACCGCUAGAGAUUUCGGCGCAGCGGUGUCGCCGAUGGUGAGAGUGGUCUCGUUGCCCAGCCUAGGAGUCGACGCCGAGGAGUUUACGCCGAAACGGGAGCUGGACGUGACCGUGGAGGAGGAGGAAGAGGUGGAUAGUUCUCAGCCGAGCGCGGAGAUUUCGCCGUUGAGGAAAAUCGAGCAGAACAUCAGCGAGUUGUUGGAGAGGCGCGAUAUAGAAGUGGUGCAAAACGAUCAGUUCGUUUUGAACGGUGUGGAGUCUUUGAUUAGAGAUAAGAAAUCCAAACCGCCAUCGAAACCGACCAGAGACACCAGGCAUCGGAUCGAUUUGCAGAAAUCGAAUAGCCACAGCGAAAUCCAAAAAUCCGAGGAAUACUACAGGCAGCUUUUGAUCGAAGUAGGUGGUAUUCCGUUUCCGAAGCGAAACGGCAUCCAGAAAUCGGAGAGCGCCAAGGAGAUGCUGAUCGCCCACAGGGAGCGGGACGCCCGCCCGUUGCCCACCUCCACGUCGGCGGACUUUCCCGUGCGCGUCGAAGUGCUCAGCCACGAUUUCCCGCCGUUGCCGCCGUCGCCGGUCGAAGAGGACGAGGACGAGUACACGGAGAUCCUGCACCCGGUGCGCAAAAGCCGCGCCGACACGUUGCCCAACGCCAACGAACCGCCCGCGGUGCCCGCCCACCACUUGCAAACCGUCUCCAACAGCCUCAAAACCAGAUCGAUGGACGGGAAUUACUCCAGAGGUAGAAGAACGAAUUUCUUCACUUCUUCGAGUAGGAAUGUACCGCCGGAACGCAGAACUUUACCCACUGAGUUCCAAGAGAAACGCAGACCGUUCCAGAAGAGGGCCUCGCAGCAGAGUCCUCAAGACGAGCACCAUCUGCAGACCUCCUGCAGUUUACCGGAAACUCCCAUCUUCGCCAGAGGUUGUGAUAUACCGAGGACUCCUCAUCGAAGGGCCCCCGACGUGCCCGGCAAUCAGACCGCCCCCAGGCAAAGCAACACCAUAGGUAGCCUAAGCACGAUCGGUACGACGGCGUCGAGCGGCGGCUGCCGACGGGGGCUGUCGCAAACGGGGCUCGAGCAGGCGAUCGCGGGGGCGGAGCUGCUGCGGCUGGCCGGCGGGCCGGGGCGCGGCUGGUACCCGAAGCAGCGGCAUCGCAGGCCCGCCUCCAUCGAGCACCUCGACCGGACGACGGCGGGCGCCAAUCCGUGGGGCGGCGACGGGACGGGGGGCGGGCGGAAGCCGCAGACGCUGCCGCCGAAUCUGACGCCCAAGUUCUUCCAGCGGUCGCCGCGGGACGCCCUGAGGAGGGUCACGAGCUUGUUGAUUAAGAAAGUUUCUUGUUUUGUUCCAGGCAACAAUGGGAAGGAGAAGGAACACGGGAAAAAGGAGAAGGAAAUCGUAUCUCCGACGAUUCACGAAAACGCCAACGGCGAAGAAGUCCAAAAGAAGAAAGGUUUUUUCAAGAACUUCUGGAAGAGAUCCAGGCACUACUCCUUGGAGCAACAAUAGUGAACCCCUUUUAUAUUUAGGAUAUUUUUUGUGUACAUUUUAUAUACCUUAAAAGUAACUCGACAAUUCUAACCGCUAGUAUUAAAUUUACUAAAAUUGACGAGUAAAAUCCUUAUGCAUUACGCCAUGCGGGAUGUUCGAUGUACCGAAUGUACACUUUUUUUUGGGCAAUUUCACACCAUUUGACAUUGAGUUUUAACGUGGGCAUCCGGUAGAUGUAGAUAUUACAUUACUAAUUUAUUACGUGUAACAAUUUUUAGCAAACACUCUGUAUUCGUCGAACGGUAGGCAAGUUUUUCUAUACCAGCAAUUUUUACCAUUUUUUUUUAUACAAGUAAAUUUAAAAUACACCUGUAACUGCGUUGAUUACAAUUUUUAAACGUUUUAUAUACUCGUCUAAUUAAUUGCGAAAUAGCGCUGAAUGUAAUGUUUUCGUAUUAGUACGUUUUGUUUUAUUUUAAACUUGCCAACCUAUUU